AGAUGAAAUCAUCCACCUCCUGCUAUAGUUCCCCCCCUCGCCGGUAGCCGGGGAGGGGGAGGAGGGACGCUGACAUCACCGCCGGAGCUCGGCGGGGCCGGGCCGGCUCCGCUCCCGUUCUCCGCUCCCACCGGGGAAGCCGCCGUGCCCGAGAGAAGGAUGUCCCCAGCACCGUACGGAUAAGACCAGGUUGAGAAGAGGACAGCAAAUUUGUAGCCAGCACCCCAAUUAGACUCAUUUGCUCCCCUCCAUUUGCCUCUGUGAUGAAAAGGCUCCCUAUCCCCACCUGAGCCAGCCCUGCCAAGCCCUGGGCACUGUUGCAUAGCUGCAGCAGUUUUGGGGCUGGAGGGGUGAGGAGCUGCUCUCUGACACAGAUUUUCCAAUACCAAGAUUUGAUUUUUUGCGUGCACAGAGACAGGAGCGCUCCCAUCCUCACCGUCCUGCCCAGCCAUACCUGCCCUGUGUGGGUACGCCGGGCCCCCAAUGCCUGGCUGGAUUUGGGCAGCGUGACCCACCCCACAGCACUGCCAUGGCAUCCUCAGACGGGCUGCAGUACCGGGCUCUCUACGAGUACAAGAAGGACCGGGAGGAGGACCUGGCACUGUGCCCUGGGGAUGUGCUGACGGUCAGCAGGGCCGGGCUGCUCAGCAGCCCCGACUACAAGGACGGGGAUGAGCGAAGCCCCCAGGGUUGGCUCCACGGCACCAACGAACGCACCAAGGAGCGCGGCAACUUCCCCGGCACCUAUGUGGAAUACCUGGGUCCCACACGUAUCGUUGCCACCACCACCAAGACCAGGCCACGGCCCUUGCCGCCACCACCUGCUGGGACCCCUGCUCCCUGGGGGCUCCCUGGGCAGGCAGAGCUCGCCGAGCAGCCCACCCUCCCCGAGCAGGCGUUGCCAACCGUGGCCAGGCUCAUCGAGGCACUGGAAAAACAAGGUCUUGACAGCGAGGUGCUCUGCAGAUCCUCCCCCAGUGUGCCAGGGGAUGCUGAGCUGAAGCAGGCUCUUCUGGCGGACGCCUCGGCUGUGGACAUGGACCUGUACGAUGCCCAGACGCUGGCAGAGGCCCUCAAGUGGUACCUCCAGGAGCUCCCGUCUCCCCUUAUCCCUCCAGCUCUCUACAGUGACUUGGUCCACAUGGCUCAAGAGACCCCGGGCUUGGAGGAGUGUGGCCAGCGAGCCAGAGCCAUGCUGGCCCCCCCAGCCCUGCCGCAGCCUCAGGCGCUGCUCCUGCGCCAGCUCGCCUGCCACUUCUGCAGCCUCUGCCAGGGCACCCGCAGGAGCCGCGUCUCACCUCGGCUCCUCGGCGAGCAAUUCGGGGAGCUGCUUCUGCGCCCUGCAGCGGCCAGUGCUGAGGCAAGCCCUGAGCUCUGCGCGAGGAUCCUCGAGUCCCUCAUCGUGGCCAGUGAAGCGGCCGAGGCACCGGCAGCCCCAGCUCUUCCUCCAAAGCCCCCCAAACCAAUGACUCCAGUCAAUAUGAAUGGAAUAAAGGACAAUACCAGUUUCUCUCUGCAGGAAGCUGAGUGGUACUGGGGGGACAUCUCAAGGGAAGAAGUAAAUGACAAAUUGCGAGACAUGCCAGAUGGAACAUUCCUGGUGCGUGAUGCAUCAACCAAGAUGCAGGGAGACUACACUCUGACAUUACGGAAGGGUGGCAACAAUAAACUGAUAAAGAUCUAUCAUCGGGAUGGAAAAUAUGGCUUUUCUGAUCCACUGACAUUUAAUUCAGUUGUGGAACUGAUUAACCACUACCGCAAUGAGUCUCUUGCUCAGUAUAACCCAAAGCUUGAUGUGAAGCUGAUGUAUCCAGUGUCUCGGUACCAACAGGAUCAGUUGGUGAAAGAAGAUAAUAUAGAUGCUGUAGGUAAAAAGCUUCAAGAAUACCAUGCUCAGUAUCAGGAAAAGAGUAAAGAAUAUGACAAAUUGUAUGAAGAAUAUACCAGAACAUCACAGGAAAUUCAGAUGAAGAGGACCGCAAUUGAAGCGUUUAAUGAGACUAUUAAGAUAUUUGAGGAACAGUGCCACUCGCAAGAGCGAUACAGCAAAGAAUAUAUUGAGCGAUUUCGCAGGGAGGGGAAUGACAAAGAAAUUGAACGGAUAAUGAUGAACUAUGAAAAAUUAAAAUCACGCCUGGGUGAGAUCCACGAUAGUAAAAUGCGCCUGGAACAAGAUUUGAAGAAACAAGCGCUGGACAACAGGGAGACUGAUAAGAAAAUGAAUAGUAUCAAGCCUGACCUAAUUCAGCUCCGCAAAAUCAGAGAUCAGUAUCUUGUGUGGCUCAAUCACAAAGGGGUGAGACAGAAGCGAAUAAAUGACUGGCUGGGGAUCAAAAACGAAAACAUUGAUGACACAUACUUUGUGAAUGAAGAAGAUGAAAACCUGCCACAUCAUGAUGAGAAAACUUGGUUUGUUGGGGACAUCAACCGUAUCCAAGCAGAAGACUUGCUCUGUGGGAAACCUGAUGGAGCGUUUUUAAUUCGAGAGAGCAGCAAGAAAGGAUGUUAUGCUUGUUCUGUGGUAGCUGAUGGAGAAGUGAAACACUGUGUGAUCUACAGCACUCCAAGAGGUUACGGGUUUGCAGAACCCUAUAACCUGUACAGCACACUUAAGGAUUUGGUUCUUCAUUACCAGCAGACAUCCCUUGUCCAACACAACGAUUCCCUAAAUGUCAGGCUUGCCUAUCCUGUCUACGCACAGAUGCCCCCCUCUCUCUGCAGAUAAAUUUGGGGGAGGAGGAAAGUGUUGGCUAUCUUGGAUUCUUUUCUACAAUUUUUAUUAGAACUUGGAGGGCAUUCUUUCUCCUUAGACUGCUUGUUUUGCACAAGAAGUGAUUCUGUGAAUGUGAAUCAAAAAGAGGCCUAGCAGCAACAAGAUGACAACUUGGGUGUAGGUGUCCUGGUGCUACCUUAAAAGCUCAGCUGUGCUUUUACACUGAUACUUUUGUUUCCUUAUGAGGGGAAUGAACUCAACACAACGCAUACAAAAAUACUGGAAGCAAAACAUUGUUUUACGGAGAGAAUUUUUUGCCAGGCACCUUCAGUGGAACUUCUAAUUGGAUUUUGUUUUCUCUUGUUCUUGUAGAGACAAUUUGAAGCCGCUGUUUGAGGCAUCAGUAAUGUCUUUCAGUCUUAAACUCCCAAGAAACCAGGGGGAAACUCUACCACAGCAAUUCUUCUCUGUUAAUUUUAGUAGCUUCACUGCGAUUCAGCCAAACUUCCAAAAGAGGGCUUGUCUUGAAGUAGCAUGGAAUUUGGUGAGAGAAGACCAAAGGAAAUAUGGGAAAGCUUCAGGUUUUAAUUUAAAUGGAAAAAAUGCUUGUAAAGAAAAGUUGCUUUAUUUUUUUGCCAACAGUAACAAAGUUUUGGUUUCAAUGGCACUACAGGUCUUCACUUAAAGGAAACAUUUAUAACCAAAUGGAACACACCAAAACUUUGUUCCUUGCUAGAUUGAGCACUUGCGGGGAAGGUUGCGUUAGCAUCCGCACACGCUUUCUACACCAAAACUUGAAACAAAUAAAAGGAAAAGCUAAACAUUGUGUGGCUUCAAAACACUAAAUUUGUCUGAUCUGAUGUAAUUGAUCACUCUUCUCCUUCACCCCCCUUCCUCGCAUUACUCAGCCUGAGAUUGUGUUCAGUGUUUUAAUGAUACUGUGCUUCAGAAUGUAAACUAGAAUGAAGCUUGCACUCACCUGUUGCAGUUCUCUUGCUGAACAAUGACAGACUCUUGCAAUGCUUGAUUUUGGUAUAGAAGACGUAGGUGCAAUCGAAUGCUUCUGGAUGGCUUAUUGUACGAAAUACUUUUGUGAGGUGCAGUCACUUCUGGUUGUAUAGAAGUGAGCGUGCCAAUUAUAAUCUCCUCUGAUCUGUUCUUCCCGAGCUAGAUUCUGAACUCUCACACCACUGCAGCCAAGCAAGAUUUUACACUGUUAUAAUCUACAUUCCCUUGUUGUUUUGGACAUGAUGCAAAACAUAAGAAGGGAAGAGAGCUGUACUCCUCAGUUACUGGAGGUCUGGUACCAUCCUUUGGCAAGGUCUGCUGUCAGAUACUGGUGUUGGUAGUCCUGGGCUUUGUCAAGUAUAGCAAUCAUCCAAUAAAUCCCCUUUCUUGGAGAGUUUACAAAGCAGCUUAUUUCCAUUCCUGAAGCUUCUAAAAUGAAAAAGAGCUACGUUUGGCAAACUGAACCACUUGGCAUCAAAGCACAACUUGCAAAGCAAUUGUUCAGUGUGCAACCUUGGAAGUUACUUUUGUUCCUGUUCCUGGAAGCGGUUCCCUUGCAGUGCACCCAUUGUGCAGGACGGGAAGCAGACAGUCGUGCAGGUCUGAGAAUGCUCCAGGCCUAUUUCUGACACUGGGGCUGACUUCCUGUUCAAAUGGGCGGCUGGUUGGUUUUUUUCUAUAGUGCCUGGGCAGUAGUGCCAGGCUUAUUGAUGCUUAAUGUUUACACUAGAAGUAUUAUUUAGUUGAAUGUCAGGGAUUUGUAAGCAGGGAACUGAGAAGGCUGGAGCACUGACAGCCGUUGCAGGAAGGGUAGGAUAGUUGCCUGGCAUGCCUGUGAGAUGUUUGAUUUUUGCACUAAUGACUCUGACAUAUCAGAGUGUGACCUUCAGGCAAAGAAUUCUAUGGGGCCACUUUUCUAAUUCAGUGAAACACUACAAAACUUCACCAAAACUGAGAGCAGAAGAGAAUUCAUGCUAUGUCAAAGUGACCCACAUCGGUUUGUGUGUCCCUUGUCUCCCACUUCCCCAAGAAAAUGAAAAAUGAGAUGUAGCCUUUGCUCUUAGUGGAAAUCUCAAAUGGAUUCUUCAGUGGUGUAUGGACGUGGAAAUUUUUCUUUUUAAAGAAACUUGCCCUACCUCUUGGAUAGUUUGCAGUUCUAAUCUGGUAGCUGUAAAGUUGUCCUGCUCACACCUCCUGUGUAUCUGGUGUUCCCUUGCUGCUGGGCUGAGUCCAAAUGCCUGAAGAGGGGAAUGUGUUCAAAGGCACAGAUGAUAGCCAGGUGCCUCAUCUCAUGCCUGUGGAAAAACCUGUGUGAGAGGAGUGUCUGACUGUUUUCUGUGCCUUUGCGAUCUCACUGGGCUCUCCUCUUACAGUGUAAAAACAUUCGAGGCUGCUGGGGCACACGUUUCUGAUCCUAACUUUUGUGACAGGGACAACCUACCUGAAGUGUUUCACAUCUGCCCGGCUUUUAGAUAGGGCUCGGUUUUGUUUUAAACAAGCACAGGUCUAUGUUGAGGCUCAUAAAUCCUGGCACACCCUCGCGGUACUGACAGCAGUGGGAUAGCGAAGCGGGACUGUCUGAAGUUUCCCUGUAGUGGAAUCUGACUGAUCCUGUGAGGUCUUGGUCCGGGUUCCAGCCCCGGCUCUGCCAAGGUAAAUACAGCGUGAUUCCACUGGCGUCUGUGAAGGUAGCUUGGCUUUGCAGUGGUGUGAGCGAGUUGGGAUUCUGGCCCCUCGCUCUCCGAGAUCUCUUCGCCGAUCACAGGUGAUGUAUUUGCUGUGGAUGAUGCACUGGGAGCCAAUAAGCCAUCUUGAAGCAUUCUUUGAAACUCAUCUUUGCCCAAAGCUUCAGGUCAGCCUAAGCCCACAUUCCUUGAUCAGGUUCCGUUAUCCCCUGCGGUCCCUCUGAGGCUGUUUUGCCACUGGAUCUCCUGGAGUCUGGUUUAGGCACCUGAAGUCCCGGCUGCUGUGAUUGCUCCCUUUGCCUCCCAAGUGACAUUGCACAGAUUCUUUUUGCGUCCAUUUUGCACUCAUAGUGCAAAUGAAAGUGGGUAUAAAACCAACUGAUAUAAAUAACUGGUGUGAUCCGCGGGGCAAGGGCUGGGCCCUGCUGCACUCAUUGUGCUUGGCCUCAUUCUGUUUGCUCGGUCACGUUAGACCUGUGAGUGAACCCGUGGCUUCCAGGAGUUGUUCUACACUUGCAUGACUGAGGAAUCAGAAGUAGGCCUGCGGGGUGCAGGAUUACACCCUCGUACAAAAAGCAGCUGUUAAGCCUAAAACAAAUACAGGAAAUGUGAACAUAAAGGCAAAACAAAGCUCUUUUAAAACAGUAAGAUGCAAGAAGGUUUUGGUUGCAAGAGUCAAAAUGUCAGGAGGAAAAGGGGGAAAUAGUCUCACUGUUGUAGCAGCCGUCAUUUAUCAGACUGCAGUGGGAGGAGUACUAAUACUCUUGUAUUAAAUAUCUAUGUAGAGUUAACUAAAUAACCUUUGCACAGUGUCAAAUGGGGGGGGAGGGUGUUGAAACUCGAAUAUGCACAGUUUCUUCUAAUCUGUUUUGAAGUAUAUUUGCAGGGAUCAGGGGUGAUUCAGUAUUUUGUAUUCGUAUGGAUGGAAGUCAGGUCUAACUUCCACAGUUGCCAUUGGCCCCAUUGCAUCAGUCACGAGUGCCACAUGUUUGAAGUUAGGAAGUUAUAAAUCCCCACUAGUUUCUGCAUUGAUUACAAGUAAUCUUAGCAUAGGACAAACCAACCUAGAAACAGAGGGAUGUCCUGACAGACACUUGACUGCUAUGUGAAGCAGUAGCAUGGCCACCUUUUGAUACUGGAGUGCUCUAGAUGUGGGCGUUGCAUUUUGGCUUUUUCUUUGUUUUGUUUUUAAAUUCUCAGCAGAAGUGGAUUGGGAUUGGGUUGCUACUUUGCACCAUCGGAAGCUGCAAUCUAGAGUUACAUCCAGUACAGCCCUCUGUCUUAUGCCAAAAGUAGACUGCUCAUCCCUCUUGAUGUGCCAGAUAGUCAAGAACUGUUCCAUUUCCUUAUUCCUUUCAUCCUGACACGAGUGUAGGCAAGACUUCCACAACUAAAAACCAUUCCCAGGAAAAGAGCUGGUAUUUAAUCAUACCUGAAUUCAAGUCAUAGUGGGGCAAAAAGCAAAGUCUAUUCUUCACAAAGCCAGGCAACUGUAGUGAGGACUGUGGAGAUGAAUGGUGGCGCUCAGUGCUGGUUUGGGGAGGACGGGGAAGGAGGAGGCUCUUGGUUGCCCCAGUCCUGGGCUCUCUGCAGGCUUGGGUGCCACUGGGUCCAGAACUGAACGCUGGGGCUGUUUAAAAUGGCAGAAUUGCUGUAGGAGCGUCACACCUUAAGUUUGGAAAAGCCCCUUAUUUGGUACUUGAACAAUCUCGCUUCUGUUUUUGAAUGUCUGUUUAUUUUUUAUUUUUGUUACACUAACAGGGAAUAAAAAUCUGAAAUGUUAGUGAGUCUGGUAUGCUUGCUGCAUUGUGCAGACGUGAAACAGGUACUGGUUGUGGAUCGGGAGAGGCAAGAGACAGGUUCAAAAUGCAGUUCUACAAAGCACUACGAUGGGCAGGGGUUGUUUUGUUUAGAUCAUGUUGAAAAUCGGGUUUUCUUCUGUGUAGUUUCCUUGUGUUGAUUUGCAACCUCUGCUUUUGGAAAUGCAAAAUCAAAGUAACGUUCCUGAAGAACAGAGAUGCUGUGAGGGGGCGGUUAGGCUUGCUCAAACUCAGUGUUCAACGCAAGUAGCUUGAGCAAAGCGAAGGGUCAGCAUCCUAGAGCAUCCCUCUGGUUGUCUGGUCAAGCAGUGGACAGACCAUGCAGUAGGAACCCCCCACCUUGAAUCUCGAAAGAAAGAGGCGAUGCCAGGGCAGACCCUUCCCUUUGGAAUAAUUGGUUGUACUCUCCUAAAAUGUGUGUGCGAGCAGCUAGUUAGGAAAUUAAUAGAAAUCCUUAAGGAGUUGCUCCUCUGUCUGUACUGGAAGGGAAGCUGGGUUGCUAAGCCCCAUGUUUCCCUUGGCACAGGCUGUGCAGCCAGGGGAUGGGAACCCAGUUACCAGCCCGAAUAACCGCGGCCUCUUCACGGCGCAGCUCGGCUGGUUAAUAGCGCGCGAGGAGUAGCUCUGGACGGGGUGAGAUGAAGUUUGGCCAACAUUUUUGUGAAUCUUGCAUUCUGUGGGCAGAAAUACUUUCCACCAAAUGGGAAAAAAUAAUAUAUAGAAAAAUCUCUCUUGAAAUCUUUUCAACUCCUUCCUGUUUGUUCACAGGGACAGGGAGGGAGCUUGAGCUUGUUAACCGUUUAGAUGAUGACAGGGCUUGGAGUGCUGGUCUUUGGGGCUGGCUUCAUAAAAUUAAUGCAGAAUUUGCAUUUUGUUUUAGUUGCUAUUGGCAUAGACUUUCUGUAUUUUUACAACUAGACUCACCAUUCGUUCUAAAAUUUGCCUUUAAAAACGUAAUAUGAGCUUCAGAGGCAAAAAAAUGAAAGAGAACGGGCCAUUAUUUGUAGAAGAAGCGUCUUGUUGAUCAACCCGUAUUAGAGAAAGCAGCUUUAAUCUGAUGCCCCCUCCACCGCCUGCCUUUGGGAUUGAUCCUGUGAGCUCGGCGCUGGCAGACGGGGGGGCUGAAAGAACCCCCGUGUUCAGCACCGUAUCCGUAUGCUUGCCCAGUGCUCACAGCGAGGGACGCGGGAUCGUUUGGAACAAUUAUUGCAUCCAAAGACAAAAAGAGCGUCUGGGGUGAGCGUCACCUCUGGCAUCGCUCUCAAGGCUGUGGGAGUUGUGGGUGCUGGGCUGGGUUGUGAGCUGCCCCCGGGCUCUGCUGGGUGCGGUGGGGUCCUCGUCCCCUUGCCUGGUUGGGGUUUUGGUCUGGUUUGGGUUUUUGUGAGUGAUUUCUACAUCUGGUAAAGAUACGUUUGAUGAAACCUGUUCAUUUUGUAUAUCUGGCUGUUUAUUGCACCAUGGGAUUGUUAUGGUCUGCAUCAUCCGUGAGUGUGCGCGUGCGUGUGUGUGUAUAUGUACUGUAUGUAUAUAGAUAUAUGUAAAAUAUAUUCAUGUACACAUUUAUAUGCAUUAGGUCUAAGUGGCACUGCCCCUUGAAACAAAAGUCACUGUUAGCACCUUCUGCCGUGCGUUUAGGCAGAGUUGGGUUUGGUUUUGUCAACCGAAAAGGACUUUAUUGUGUUCAUUUUGCAUCUGUGCUUCUGAAACGCUGAACUCUGAAUUUCCUGGGGGGGGCUACUACUUUAUUUGUGACCCGAAUCGAACUGGGGCGUUAUUUAUGGGACAAAUCAUUCAAUUUUGUUCCAAGCAAAGGUUUAGCGAAAGAACGGCUCCCGCUGCCCUGUGAGACGCCGGGAGCUUUGUGGGUGCGAGCGGAGCCCCAGGCCCCCGUCCAGAGCCGGUGUGCAAUGGGUGGUGGUGGUACGUGUCCCUUCGUGAGUGGACUCUUCGUAUAAGGUGUGGUUCAAUGUAAAGCAUGAGUGGGUGUUUGAUCUCGUAUUGAGGGCUGAACUAACAGCACACUCCUUUGUACAACCUUCGCAUUAAUGUCUCUGCUUUUCUUUGACUUCUCUUUUCGUUAAGGGAAACUGCAUCUCUUUAGAACCUGCUUCUCCAGAAGCUAUCGAAUGAUUUUUUGUUUUCCCGAUGAAUUCCAGCAUGUAACUUUGGUACUCUCGUUUGUUAUUUGUGUAAAACCUGUUCUUCUGUCGUUUAUAGUGUAGCUUUGGGGGGGAAAUGGAAUUCACGUAGUUUAACUUUAAAAAAACUGCUUCAUAAGGAAACCAAUUGUAUGUUAGUGUUUUCAGACAAGUCAUCCUGUAGUUUCUAGCUCAGUAAUGCAACACUGUACUUGUCACCAGGUGUGUUACGAUUUUGCUGUACUUUCUUUUCCUAGAUGGUUGGGCUUUUAAAUCCCAGACACUUAAGCAUCCUGGGCCUACUUGCUCUAGAUCGAAAAACGCAAUAAAAAAAGUUGCAAUAAAGCACAUUGACAUGUAAUGUUUUAGACGGAUGUACUGACAGCUGUUUCUAAUAAAUGCCGAACUGCAGCGUG
Messenger RNA from Columba livia (rock pigeon), 9780 nucleotides. RefSeq names its product phosphoinositide-3-kinase regulatory subunit 3 (gene PIK3R3). Bases 530 to 2725 code for a protein of 731 amino acids. Gene Ontology annotation, biological process: insulin receptor signaling pathway; phosphatidylinositol phosphate biosynthetic process. Lineage: Eukaryota; Metazoa; Chordata; Aves; Columbiformes; Columbidae. Gene Ontology annotation, cellular component: phosphatidylinositol 3-kinase complex. Gene Ontology annotation, molecular function: 1-phosphatidylinositol-3-kinase regulator activity; protein binding. The transcript has 16 exons. The record is from RefSeq and is a predicted model, not a curated record.